AAUUUGGGUACUUUAAAAAAUCUAAAAAAAAAAAUUCCGCCUAAUAACGUAGGUGAGUGGAUGGCUCAUCUUUGAGGAAGAGCCGAAGGCGGUUAAUAGAGACGUUUAAUAGCUAUCACGAAAGUCAUUGACAGACUCUCAUUUCUCCUAAUCAUUCGCGCCUUCUCCACCCUCUCUUUCUCUCUGUUUGUCUACUCCUCUUCAAACGGCACUCUCACUUCCUCUCCAUUUUUAGUUGUCCUGUUCAGACCAUCUAAUUAUAGCCACCUUCUUCAAGAGGCACCCCCUAAAAACAUCCCUCCAAAAAAGGGAAAGAAAAUGUAAAACAAAAGAAAUGUUCAAUUCCUUAUUCCAUCUGGGAGGGGCUGUUUUUUCCGUGGCUCAAUUCUGAAACUUCUUCUUCAUACACUACUUCUCCUCCGAUUUGCUGCUGCUGCUGCAUUUUCUUGCCUUUGCAAAACUAACUUUCCCAUCACCCUUUUCUUUCUUUUUCCUUCUUGAGUUAUGUUGUGCUGUCCGAAAAUGCACCACUGUCUUGUAGGUUUCUUGAUUGUCUCUCUUGGGAUCCUGGCCACAUUUGUCCAUUCCAAAACUAAUUCCCAUGAUGUUUCUGCUCUUAAUGUGAUGUUUACCAGCUUAAAUUCUCCUUCACAACUGAGCGGCUGGAAAUCAAGUGGUGGAGAUCCUUGUGGCGAUUCUUGGGAAGGAAUUACAUGCUCAGGCUCUGCUGUGACUGAAAUAAAGCUAUCUGACCUUGGACUUACUGGAUCAAUGGGCUACCAGUUGUCAAACUUGAAAUCUGUCACCUACUUUACAGUGAUAUGAGCAAGAACAAUCUCAACAAUGAUAUACCAUAUCAGCUUCCUCCUAAUGUAGCUCACUUAGAUUUUUCUAAUAAUGGCUUCAGUGGCAAUGUGCCUUACUCAAUUUCACAGAUGACUGAACUCGAAUACCUAAAUCUUGGCCAUAAUCAGCUCAAGGGACAGUUGAGUGACAUGUUUCAAAAACUUCCAAAACUUAAAACAUUGGAUUUAUCCUACAACUCUCUUUCAGGCAAUCUGCCGCACAGUUUUGCGUCACUUUCAAAACUCAACACUUUGCAUUUGCAAAACAAUCAAUUCACUGGUUCAAUAAAUGUUCUUGCGGGCCUUCCUCUUAAUAAAUUGAAUGUUGAAAAUAACAAGUUCAAGGGCUGGGUCCCUGAUGAGCUGGAAAAUAUUGACAGCAUAGAAACUGGAGGGAAUUCUUGGUCUUCAGGGCCAGCUCCUCCUCCUCCACCUGGUGCAAAACCUAUUUCUGCAAAACUUAAGGACCAUGAGAUUGGUGGAAAUGGGAAGAAUGGCAUGAGUGGGCUAGCUCUAGCUCUAAUAAUUCUGGCUUCAUUGGUGGUAGUUGCACUUCUGAUUACUCUACUAUCAACAAGAAAAUCUUCUCCGUCUUCACAUUUUCUUGAUGAAGAGAGGGCUAGCCAGCAUAGAGUGUUUACGCCCCUUGCAUCACAGGAAUUAUCCAAUGAUUUACAUAAUGCCAAGCACAAGGAAUUCAGAGAAUCUGAGUCAUUUGAUUCAAUUGAUACAAAGACCCUGCAAAAAUCUCCAUCCAUUGGUUACAAGCCUCCACAUUCUGAUUUUGCACAAUCUUUAAAUGACAAUGAGUUUGCGAGCCGUCUGAAUGCCAGCAGAAGCACCUCCAUUCAUGCCGUACCUUAUUCUUUGGCAGACUUGCAGACAGCUACUGGUAAUUUUGCAGCAGGUCGUCUUAUUGGUGAGGGAUCCCUUGGUCGUGUUUAUAGGGCCAAAUAUCCUGAUGGGAAGGUUUUAGCUGUCAAAAAGAUUGAUUCAUCACUUUUUCAAACAGGGCGGCCAGAACAAUUUUCGGAAAUUAUUUCAAGCAUCUCAAGAGUUCACCAUCCUAACAUUGCUGAACUUGUCGGUUAUUGUUCAGAAAAAGGGCACAACAUGUUAAUAUACGAGUAUCUUAGGAAUGGCUCACUUCACGAGUUCCUGCACAUGUCAGAUGACUUCAGCAAACCACUAACUUGGAACACUAGAGUCAGAAUUGCUCUGGGAACGGCCCGGGCUGUUGAGUACCUCCAUGAAGUUUGUUCUCCAUCCUUCAUCCACAAGAAUAUAAAGUCAUCUAAUAUUUUGCUUGACCUUGAACUUAAUCCUCGUCUUUCAGACUAUGGGUUAGCAAAUUUUCAUCAUCGCACAAGCCAAAAUCUUGGUGUAGGAUAUAAUGCUCCAGAGUGCACAAAGCCUUCGGCCUAUACAAUGAAGAGUGACAUUUACAGUUUUGGGGUGGUGAUGCUGGAGUUAUUGACUGGCCGAAUGCCUGUUGACCUCUCAAAACCAAAAUCAGAACAAUGCCUUGCCCGUUGGGCUACUCCACAACUGCAUGACAUUGAAGCGUUGGAAAGAAUGGUGGACCCUGCCUUGCGUGGACUAUACCCUCCCAAGUCGCUCUCCCGUUUUGCUGAUAUCAUUGCCCUCUGUGUACAGUCGGAGCCAGAAUUCCGGCCGCCUAUGUCAGAGGUGGUGCAAGCAUUGGUGCGUUUAGUUCAGCGCUCAAGUAUGAACAUGAGAGAUGAUCUUGCAGCCUCUCGUCGGACAGAGGACUCUGACUACUAGUGCUAGUGCUUGGAAUGAAAAAAAAAAAAAAAAAAAGUGAUUAUUCUUUUUGAAUUACAAGAGUAGGAUUUGGUUGGUUUAGAAAUUAUAGAUUUUAUUGUUUGUUCAUUAGAAGUGGCCAUGGAGAUACGGAAAAGAGUGCCUUGGACCAUUUGCAACUUCAUGAAAUUGCAGCCUCUGGAUAUGCUUCCAAGCACAUGUUGAAAAACAAAAAAUUUGGCAGAAAUCUUUGAAGCAGCAAACCUUGGUAUGGUAUCUGGUUUGAGGUUUCUCAUGAGUGCAAUGGGAUUGGGAUUGGGAUUGGGUUUGUCGUGGAAAAGUCAUCAAGUUAAAUUCAAUUUAUGUUGACAAAAUUUUACUCAGCUAACAAUUGCAAUUGGGGACUCGAGAAAUUUUGAUAGUUUUUUUUUUUUUUGGGACAUCAUAUUUAAUAUAUGAAUUUUGUUUUUUGUA
Hevea brasiliensis (rubber tree) is the source of this 3083-nucleotide messenger RNA. RefSeq names its product protein STRUBBELIG-RECEPTOR FAMILY 5. Gene Ontology annotation, molecular function: protein kinase activity; protein binding; ATP binding. Gene Ontology annotation, biological process: protein phosphorylation. Lineage: Eukaryota; Viridiplantae; Streptophyta; Magnoliopsida; Malpighiales; Euphorbiaceae. The record is from RefSeq and is a predicted model, not a curated record. The coding region runs from base 822 to 2630 and encodes 602 amino acids. The transcript has 16 exons.